GGAGGGAGCUUCAGGCAGAGAGACUGGAUCAGCGUUUGAACACUGCAGUCUUUCUUUUGCUUCUGUGAAGAAACUGUCCCUCUUUCCACUGCCUGUCUCGCUGCUCGGCCAUGACCUCGCUGGACGUCUUGAUCUCCAUGCACACCUAGAGAGGAGGAGACACACGCUCUGUAGCGCAAGAGGGAGGGACCAGAAGACGGGACACUUUGCCUUACGAAUGAGUGUCUGGAAAUUAAUUAAGCAUCAUCACCACUGAGGGACACGUUGUGAGGCGCAAGAAGAAAAUAUGAGGGAGUUGAAGAAGGCGGCUUGAUGCGCGGUUUGUGUGGGCAGUGAAGCGAGAGUAGGAGUAACCAUUAGACACUUUCCGGGUAGAAUUGGCAAGUUAGGGCAGUUGUGAUUUGAAUUCACAAAGAUUAGUUUGCUCAUGGUCAUUAUCCAUCUUUUUUUGCUUGUAAUGUUCCAUUUGGACUCACACCCACAUCCUUCUCUUCUCACUGCAUGUCAGCAAAAUCACAUCUCACACAUGCACAGUGCUGAGCUCGGAGACACAGCGCGAGCGCACGUUUGAGAAGUUGCAGCGGGAACCCGAGCAGCAACUUCUCAUGAGACCCGGUAGGACAUUUCUGUAUUAUCUCGACUGCCCAAACCAGCUGGGCUUGAGAGGAUGGGGAAUAUCAAAGCCCUCCAAUCAUCUGUCUGAUUAAAGUGAACCGUGAUGAACCUGCUAACCAUUUUAUCUGCCAGGGCUUGACGCCUGCGUCUGGGGGAUUAGAGGGGCGAAACAGGGAUGGUCAGAUGUGUGUGCUUGGAUUAUGUUCUAAACACACAAGAAUUACACAGGUGUUGCAGCAGGAUUAUGCAAACUCUCCUACUGCAUGCAGUGACAUUAUAGGCUUUAGGAAUCAGGUGAAUGACAAGAGUAUUAUCUCUAACAGAUUAAGUCUUAUCAAACUUUGACUCUUGGUAUAUAAUUUAAUCAUCUGCUCUAGGAUAUCAAGUGCUCAGAUUGACUUUUGAGGUAAACUGAGGAUAGGUGAAAAAACUAACAACAUCACCACUCAAUGACUUUGGCUCCCUCAUUGUGAACUUUGUCCGCACAGUGUCAAAUUGCGCAUUUUCAGCGAAAAACGUAUUAUUUGUACUAUGAGACGCUCAAGCACGGACGAGACGCCGUACCGGCGCAGUCCGUCUCUGGACAGCAAACCUGACACACCAACAUUCACCUCUGGCUUCCAUCGCUUCAGUGGGGAGUUUGAGUACAAGCGGCCACCGUUUGCGUUUGGUUUCACCACCACAAAGGGGCCGCAGACAACCAAGGGCCGUUGCGCUCAGGGAAAGAAGUAUGUGGUGUUUUAUCUGGACCUCUCCUUCAUAUUCCUCCUAGAACUGCGACGCUGCAGGAUGGCUGAAGGUUGUAUGAUGGCCCUUCGUUACGGGAUGGUCUUCUUCAAUCUCCUGUUCUGGCUGGGAGGAUGUGGCAUACUUGGGGUGGGGGUGUGGCUCUCAGUGACCCAGGGCAACUUUGCCACCUUGUCGGCAUCCCUUCCGUCCUUGUCGGCAGCCAACCUGCUCAUCGCACUGGGAACCAUCAUCAUGGUGAUCGGCUGCCUGGGCUGUGUGGGGGCCAUCAAAGAAAGUCGUCCUCUUCUGCUUGCAUUUUUCAUCCUUCUUCUGCUCAUCUUCUUCCUGGAGAUCCUGUUCAUCAUGCUCUUCUUCAUCUACCAAGACAAGAUCGACCACUACGCCCAGAGGGAUUUGAAAAAGGGUCUGCAGCUUUUUGGCACAGAGGGCAACGUGGGUCUGACCAACGCCUGGAUGAUAGUUCAAACUGAUUUCCGCUGCUGCGGAGUGACCAACCACACGGACUGGUUCGAAGUCUACAAUGCUUCCCGUGUGCCUGACUCCUGCUGCCUGGAGUACAGCGACAACUGCGGCCUGGACAACCCGGGAACAUGGUGGACAGCGCCAUGCUACGAGCGGGUGAAGGACUGGCUUAAUGAGAACCUGGUGGCCCUUUGGAUCUUUGCUCUAUGCACAGCACUUACUCAGAUCCUGGGCCUGGUGUUCUCUAUGACGAUGUUCUGCCAGGCAGUCAAAGUAGAAACCUACUACGCUUAACGCUCAACCCUGACGUCCUUGAGCACAUCUGCAAUGUCCCUGCACUUAAGAGGGACGGAUGCAGCUCCCCUCCUCCUGACGCAUACUCUUUACUCUUUCUGACCUUUCCCCUCUGGUGACAUUUCCCACUUCACAGCUGAUCUGCUCACUUACAAACAAGCACAGUGUCAGUGUAAUACGUUUCCUAUGAUUUGCUAUGUGUCAAAUAUUAAUUUCUGUGAUGCAUUUUACCAAGCAGUAUAAUGAACAUGUGUUAUGCAGUAAUGUAUUUGUUUUAAAUUAUGUUGUGUUUUUAUGUGUUUUCAAAAGGAGAGGCUCAGUUAGGAAAGGGCCCAGUUGAAGUGCUGCAAGUGCAUGUCCCCUGCGAUGGUGUGUAUUAAAUGUUUUGAUCUA
This is a messenger RNA of Phycodurus eques (leafy seadragon), 2514 nucleotides long. RefSeq names its product tetraspanin 4a (gene tspan4a). Gene Ontology annotation, cellular component: membrane. Lineage: Eukaryota; Metazoa; Chordata; Actinopteri; Syngnathiformes; Syngnathidae. The transcript is spliced from 7 exons. The record is from RefSeq and is a predicted model, not a curated record. Bases 1147 to 2121 code for a protein of 324 amino acids.